Schistosoma intercalatum is the source of this 4396-nucleotide messenger RNA. The record is from the annotation of a GenBank genome assembly. Lineage: Eukaryota; Metazoa; Platyhelminthes; Trematoda; Strigeidida; Schistosomatidae.
AGAUUUCGUAGUAGCUUAAUAUUAUACAACGCUACAAAAAAUGGGAUCUAGUAACAGCACACUUGCUAAUGUGUCCAAGGAUGAGCCACUACAAAGAUUUGUAGGGACUGAUGGAAUACCACCUAACAGUGAAUAUUGGAGGGAAUUUUUGUCUUCUGUUGGCUCAACAACAAAAAGCAGCUCUCUCAUAGACUUUGAAAAAGCAAAUAAAAGUUUGCUAAAGGAUUUGAAGAAAAAUAACUUUCACUCUCGUAACAUUCCCAAUCUCACGCAAUUUCUUAUAUCAAAGAUGUCAGAAUUAAUAGCCUCACCAGACAUAAUCGAAGACACAGUAUUAAUUGCUCAAAAUGGACUACUUAUUCUACGUUUAUCGGUGAAGUACUUGAUGGAGCACUGCUCUGAAGCCAGAUUUUUCUCUCACUUCUCUGUUAAUUCUCCUGAAGGUCCUCAUUGUUUGUCUGUAAUUGAAUGUUUGUUCCCUGUACUUUUCAGGCUCAUAACUAAUCUGCCUAUCCAAGACAAUACUUACUUGUUGCAUUGCGAAGCUCAUUUGUUGUGUAUAGUGUUACUCUCUAGACAAAUGUAUAAAGAACUAUCGGCUCCUCUACCACAAGUCUACGUUUCUGUUGUCUGGGGAAAGUGUGCAUCUCUUGCUCCUGCUUUAGUUUACCGAUUAUUGUCUAACUUUUCUGAAAAUCGUCCUGUCCCAACACUUUUACAUGGCUUUGAACAAUAUAGUUUAAUAUGGCGUGCGGCGUCGUCUAUUGCAGGUAGUUUAGUUACAAUCGUCACAUUUGGUGGUUACUUUAGUCGCACUGCCAAUAGUUCAACAAAAUCAGAUAUACAGAACAGUCCGCAUGUUGCAGUUGUUGAACCAGUAAAAAAUAAUGUUUCCACAGAUCUUUUAACAUCAGAAUCAACUAUCAAAUCAAACGAACAGUGUCAUCUAUUGUCAAAUGUCAGCUCACUACUUUUAUUGAUACUUACUACUCAGGCUGGAUCUAUUGAGAAGACUGUAUCAACUUAUUCAGAAAAUAAUAUUAAAGAUUCGAAUUCUUUAGGCCGAAAUCCAUAUCGAACAACACUUUUUUCUUUACAAGAUGAAGUUACUCAAAAAAACCAAGUUGAUUCAAUAAUGGAUACAACUCACGUGCUGCCAAAGUCAACCCCUCGAUUACAGCCAGGUGGUGCUACAUUAAAUGGACAUUUAAACAUAGUUACUCAAUCAUCAUCACCACAAAUAAAUUUCACUGCUAUCUGUGAUACAGCAGCUUCGACAUUGUCUCAGGAUAGUAGCCCACUGUUAUUGUACCUUUUAGUUCAUCGAAAUACAAACUUUCAUUCGUUCAUUAUGCAAGAGCGGGGUUAUGAGAAAGUGCUUCCACCAUUAUUAAAUAUUCUAUAUAAAUCCCAAUCACAUAAUUCACAUCUUGUCUACAUGGCAUUAAUUCUGUUGUUGAUAUUUACGGAAAAUGAACAAUUUGGACGCGAUAUUCACACAUCAGAUAUUAAAUGGGUUCAGUGGUCAACAAGUCGUCGACUUUCGAAUGUUUCAUAUGGAAGCUUAACUGUAUUAGUUCUUUGUCGUACCAUUCAAUACCAUUUGAACCAAUUGAAGGACAAAUACCUUCAUGUUAAUAUUUUGGCAACUCUAGCAAACUUAUCCCCCCGAAUUACUAAACUUCAUCCUCAUGCAUGUGAUACACUAGUUGGUUUACUGCAAUUAUUGAUCAAGCGUCAUAAUAAAACGGUGGACAUUUUGCGUAAAAUGUCUGAUGACAACCAAUCACAAUCGGCUGCCGAAAUCACUAAACUUCUAUCAAAUACAUCACUUAUAUCAUCUGAUACACAGGAAGAAAUGGUUCAAGAAUUAGCCUUACUGGAAGAAGUAAUUCGAAUGCUGUUAGAAAUUAUUAAUUCAAUUCUUACACAUACGAUGGUGUCGAAUCCAGAUUUAAUUUAUUCUCUUUUGUAUAGAAGGGAUUCAUUCACAUCACUUCGUUCACAUCCAUCGUUUCAGAAUGUACUACAAAACAUUGAUAUUGUUUUAACUCAUUUUUCAAAGAAAAUUGAAUUAGAAUUAGGACCUCAACCAACUCAACCACAAGCUGUUAUGCAAGUGAUUAUAAAACAUGUUGGUAAUACUCAAAGAAGUUGUAAUCUGAAAGUAAUUUAACAAAUAUUAUCGAUUAUCCUGGUAAAAUUUAUAAUUUUUCACGUUUUUUAAUCUUUGUCUACUUUAAAUAAUAACAAAAUUGAUGACAGGAAGUGAAAAGUAGAAACAGAUGGUUAACAAUAAACGAAAUUCUGGAUUUUUAUACAAUUCACUGUUACCAAUGAAAAUUGCUUUUUCUGAUCACAACUAGUAGUUGCCUAUGUAAUUCAUUGAGUAUCUGUUGUAAAUCUGUCGUAGCUAUACAACUAUCUCAUUUUUAAGAACUUUCGUACAAAUUUAAAUGAUUAGUUUCACAAUAUUUAGGCGCUUAGUUGACGUAAGACAUUAAGGAUAAAGAACAUAUUUGCAAAAUGUCAGCUCAAACUACAGUUGAGCGUCGACGGUGUAUUUAUUUAAUGAGAAAAUGGUUAUAAGAUAGAAAAUAGUAUUAACGGUGGUUUGUUUAUGAAUUCUAUUCACAGUAUUUAAAGCGAAUUUCUUGUAUGAACUAUAUAUUUGCGUGUUAGCAUUAAGUACUUGUAGUAUGUGUUCAGAAUAAAAUCUCGUGUUUCAGAAAUAGACUGUCGAUUAUAUUCGUUUUUUGGUUCUGUGGAACUUUAAAUCCUUUCAUCCACCCAGAUCCCUUAAUAAAUGUAUACAGAGCAAGAAUAACAAGGUUUAAAAAAUAAAAUGAAUUCAUUCUCUUUCACGGUUUUUCAUCAUUUGCAUGCAACCUAAAACUAAGAUUAUUAAUAUAAUUAUUAGCAUAGUUUAUUAGCAUAAUUUAGUGUGUGAAAUUUAAGUAAAUGUUCGGUAUGUUACUAAAAUCAUUUGACCCAAAGUGUAUGAAGAAACAUAGUUAAGAUCAACGUGUAUCACUAUACUGUAAAGUAAUAAUGGAGAGUAGAACAGAUGUUAUAGUUCUUAAUAAUCAUAAUCAAGAUAAUAUAUGUUGUGAAAGUGAUGAAGUUGGUGUCUAGAUAAUUACACAACACGAUAAAAUAAACAAGUAUGUGAAUAUCAUUAAGGUUGUGUGAUAGAUGAAUUUCAGAAGACAAAGGAAUAUUAAAGAUAAAAAGCUUGUGGACAGGGUUGAAUAAACGAACUUCAUAGAAGUUAUAAGAUAAGUAUCCAAUCAUAAUGGCACGGAAAGGUUAAUCACCCUUUCCUGUUGUAUAUAUAGAUCAGGUCAAAAACGUUUGAAAGCGAUUGCCUCAGCCAAACGGAAUAAAAUCGCUGUUUUCUAUUCGUUUAUUAUAUUAGAUCCAUUACCCACAUUCACGUCAUGUCCACUGGGAAUGUGUUCAGAAAACCUAGUAAAGGCUCUUCUCUCUGCCCUUCUUAUAUACUUACUACGGCAGGUACAUGUAAAUUCGUAAAUGUAAUUGGAUAUGACAUCGGGAGGAUAUAGAUGUAUUUUUGAAUGGUGUAAAAAACACUUGGUAUUGUAUAGUGAAACUAAUUAGGCAGCAGGAAGACUUCUUUUCAGUGCCGCCGCAUCUUUUAUCCCCAGUAUAUAGGUGAGAAUUGGAAUUGGUUUCACUUGAUAAUUAGUGAUUCAUAUGCCAUAAAACUUGGUUAUAUCAGUUGUUGUCCACUAACUACUCACAUCAUAGACUUAUAUUAACAUAUAAAGAAAAGUGUAAGUCACCCUCAUAAAGUAAUGACAACUAGUUUCAUGUUUUCCUCCCCUAGCUUACACAUUUUCUUUGUAUUCUACUUUUUGUACCCCAGAAAUUCCCAGAUCUGAAAUUUAAAUAUGUAGAAGAAGAAUCCCCAGAUGAAUUUUUCAUACCAUACGUUUGGUCUGUUGUACGACGCCAGUCAGGCAUACAUUUUAAGUCUGAAUCGCUAUUGUUAUUCUCGGCUGCUCCUCAAAACAUUCAAAAUACAACUGAAAACGACGACAUUAGUGAAGACAAUGAUAGUGUUAUGAAUAAUGGCGAAUCAAAUCAUGAGCAAGUACUGGUAUAACCAUGUCAAACAAGUUUUUUGAACAACCCUCGUUCUAUGAGUGCUUGCUGCUAAUUCUGUUGUUAAAUGUGUUCAGUGUCAUGAUUUUGACGAUAAUGAACUUUUAUGAAAUUUCCUCUUUCAGCUGUCUGUGAUCAAUAUCAUGGUUUCGUUUGAAUUCAGUUCUUUUUUUCUUUUCUUCACUUUCAAUUUUGUUUCUAGUUACACUUAUUGUCUUUUUUUUACAAAUUUUUCAUAUUUUAUUAAAAUAGAAAGUUUUUCCAUAGG